Messenger RNA from Rotaria sp. Silwood2, 252 nucleotides. NCBI's taxonomy places the organism in Eukaryota, Metazoa, Rotifera, Eurotatoria, Philodinida, Philodinidae. The record is from the annotation of a GenBank genome assembly.
AUGAUCACUGACGAAGGAGUUCAAUAUCUUACUGAUGCUUUGCAAAAUAAUAGCACUCUAAUGUAUCUCUAUUUACAUUACAAUGAGAUCAGUAAAGCAGGCGCAAAAUAUCUCUCGCAACUUUUGGAGAAAAAUGGAACACUCGUCGAACUAAAUCUAUGUGGAAAUAGCAUCGGUGAUCAGGGAGCGAAGUAUCUCGCCCAGGCGUUAGCAAAAAAUGAGGUAAAACUCAAUUUUUAUAAAUCUCAAUAA